Molecule: messenger RNA, 309 nt
Organism: Clunio marinus
Lineage: Eukaryota; Metazoa; Arthropoda; Insecta; Diptera; Chironomidae
Source: the annotation of a GenBank genome assembly
AUGUGUCUAAUGUUAGAAGAACAUUGCGCUAUGUGGAAAGGCAGCAUGAAAGAGUUCCACAAAAUGAUAAAUAUUUGUAGACUUGACCAUUUAGAACGCAAUGUGCUUGGAAAAGAGAAUGAAGGAAUAAGAAAGGAAUGUUUAAAAAGGUGCAGAGGUAACGUGAGAUAUAAUGCUAUGUGUGGACGUUUAAUGCCCUUGAGCAGAAGAAUGAUGACUAAAAGCAUAAGAAUGAAAGUUUUGUUCCAAAUCGUUGGUAAGAAAAAUAUGAUUUUAAGACCUUCCAUGACAGAUUCAGAACGAUUUUAA